This is a messenger RNA of Athalia rosae (coleseed sawfly), 789 nucleotides long. Its product is annotated as ATP-dependent DNA helicase RRM3-like. The transcript has a single exon. The coding region runs from base 1 to 789 and encodes 262 amino acids. Gene Ontology annotation, molecular function: DNA helicase activity. Gene Ontology annotation, biological process: DNA repair; telomere maintenance. The record is from RefSeq and is a predicted model, not a curated record. NCBI's taxonomy places the organism in Eukaryota, Metazoa, Arthropoda, Insecta, Hymenoptera, Athaliidae.
AUGCUGGCAGUUUCGUCAGGACAAGGAGGAUUCUUUUUUUUGGAUGCACUAGGUGGAACUGGCAAAACAUUCCUUAUUUCGCUACUUUUUGCCGAGAUACGAUCAAAAUAUGGCAUCGCAUUGGCCGUUGCAUCUUCUGGCAUUGCAGCAACUUUAUUAGAUAGAGGCAGAACAGCUCAUUCAGCAUUCAAGCUGCCGUUGAACAUUCAAAGUAAUCCAGAUGCAGUGUACAACAUAAAAAAACAAUCGUCUAUGGCCACAGUGCUGAAACAAUGUAAAAUAAUUAUCUGGGAUGAAUGCACGAUGGCACACAAAUAUUCGCUUGAGGCAUUAGAUAGGACAUUAAAGGAUAUAAAAAACAACGAUAAACUAUUUGGCGGAACUUUAUUACUCCUUUCAGGUGAUUUCAGACAAACACUUCCCGUUAUUCCACGUUCAACGUACGCUGAUGAAAUCAACGCUUGCUUAAAAUCAUCGCGACUAUGGCGUAACGUUGAAAAAGUACAACUGAGGGUGAACAUGCGCGUUCAAUUGCUUCAGGAUCCAUCCGCCGAAACUUUCUCUAAACAACUGUUAGAUAUUGGAUAUGGGAAAGUUGCUGUACAUGAAAAUACUGGAUGCAUAAAAUUACAGACCGACUUCUGCACAAUCAUCGACUCGCAACAUAUUCUUAUCGAUCACGUAUUUUCCGACGUACACACACAAUAUGCAAAUCCUAAGUGGCUGGCAGAAAGAGCAAUUUUGGCUGCUGAAAAUUUGGACGUUAAUGGGCUAAAUUCAAAGAUAUAA